UCUGAUCUCCGCCGCAGUCCCUCAUUGCCCGCCAUAGUUCCACUAAAACAGCAAUAUUUCACAUGGGCCGACGCCAGCAGCCAGGCUAGUUAAAACAGAAAUAAAUAAGAGAAAAAAACCUAGUCCGAUUCUCUUCUUCCCCCCCCACAUUUAUCGCCCAUUGAUAUUGAUGAGUGUACGAUUAACGAAUGAUCCGCUCCCUGUUGAGUUCCUCGGCGGCUGUUAGCGGGCGCCGUUCCCCCGAUAUUUGACCCAUAACAUAUUUAAUAAUAUAACAAUAACGGAUGGCUCACAUUCCCUGAGUGUGUCUGACGCCAGCCAGGUCCGAGGGAGGGCCGAGGGAGGGCCGAGGGGGAGAGAGACAUUGUUGAGGGAGUUGAUAAAAAUACAUCCAUACCUACAUAAAAUAUCUUGGAUGUCCUGAACAUUUCCAAACGGGAUAUUCUUCUUGAAAAAGCCUUUUUGUGAUGGCCUGGAACAUACAACAUAACGCUGUUCAGCAGCAACUAAAUAGUUACUACUAAAAGGAACAAUCUAAACUCCUUUUUGACUCGCCUGUCGGGGCAGCGCCAAUCAGAAUGAAUGGCCUUGUCUCAAAUGUCUCCGAUGCUGGCGCUGCUUCGUCGACCUUUGACGUCCUCAUCAUCGGCGCUGGCAUCUCGGGCAUCAACACGGCCUACCGCCUCCAGAGCGAGCUGCCAGGCUACAAAUAUGCCAUCCUCGAGGCCCGGAAUGCCAUUGGCGGCACCUGGGACCUGUUCAGGUAUCCUGGCAUCCGCUCUGACUCGGAUCUCUUCACAUUUGGCUUUGCGUGGAAUCCCUGGAACCAGAACAACCCCAUCGCUGAAGGCCCCGCGCUGAGGACCUACAUGCGGGAAACUGUGCAGAAAUUCGGCAUCGAUGAGCAUAUCCACUUCCACAAGAAGGUGCUGGCUGCCGACUGGUCCAGCACCGCCAAUCGAUGGACUCUCCAGGUCGACUGCCAGGGGACCACGGAAACCUACACUGCGCGCUUCGUCGUUUUCGGCACCGGCUACUACAAUUACACUGAACCGCUCGAAGCUGACAUCCCCGGCAUGAGCAGUUUCGAGGGCCAAACCAUCCACCCGCAAUUCUGGCCCGAAAGCCUCGACUACACAGGCAAAAAGGUGGUCAUCAUCGGCAGCGGCGCAACUGCCAUCACCUUACUCCCCAGCAUCUCCCAACGCGCCGCCCACACAACCAUGCUCCAGCGCAGCCCGACCUAUAUCCUCUCCCUGCCCAACUGUGGCAGUCUCCUCUCCUACCUCCUACCCCGCCCCUUGUACCACAGGGUCCAGCGCGUCAUCUGGAUCCUCACCACCCGCCUCUUCUACACCUUCUGCCAAUCCAUGCCCUGGCUCGCCCGGCGCAUCCUCAGACUCUCCGUCUCCGCCCAGCUCCCCAAACACAUCCCGCACGACCCCCACUUCCGCCCCAGCUACAACCCCUGGGACCAGCGCCUCUGCGUCUCCCCCGAUGGCGAUUUCUUCAAAUGCCUCCACACCGGCCGCGCCGACGUGAAAACCGACACCAUCAAACAAGUCACGCCGACAGGCAUCCAGCUGAACUCCGGCGAUCACCUCGACGCCGACAUCAUCGUCACAGCCACAGGCCUCAAACUCCUCAUCGCCGGCGGCGCGCGCAUAACCGUUGACGGCCAAAAACCCAUCCACAUCCCAGAUAAGUACAUCUGGAACGGCAUGAUGGUGCAAGACAUCCCCAACGCGUCCUUCGUGAUCGGCUACGCCCACGCCUCCUGGACCCUCGGCGCAGAUGCCACGGCGCACUUCAUCGUGCGGCUCCUGAAACACAUGGAGAAGCAUGGGUUGGUGGCUGCCGUGCCGCGGCUGGAUGCGAAGGAGGCGUCGACGCUGGAGGGCCGCCGGCUGCUGAGUCUGUCGUCGACGUAUGUGGUGCGUGCGGAGAAUUUGAUGCCCAAGGCGGCGAAUCGGAGGCCGUGGUUGCCCCGGGGGGAUUAUUUGGGGGAUUAUUGGUUCGCGAGGUAUGGGCGGAUUGAGGAGGGUUUGGAGACUGUUGAGGGGAAAGCGGGGGAGGGGUUUAGAUUAGCCGGGAUAAGAAGAGGCAAGUAGCUAGAUUGGGUUAUAGAUUUGUUUUAUUUUUAAUUUUUUUUUUAUUUAUUUAUUUAUUUUUAAUUUAAUAUAUUUAUUUUUUAUUUUUAAUUUUUUUUUUUUAAGAACUGCAAUGAGCAGUGAAAGAAGAUGAUGAACUUACUGGCAUUAAAUAUGGUUUUAUAUGGGAUGAAUGGGCUGUCAAUGUACUGUGUAUAUUUUUGAUGAAUUCUUUUAGUUAUCUAAUGAAAAUCACAUCCCCAACCUUCUCCCUGAUACAAGGGAGGUAGUGACAAUAAAUACUGAUAUUUUCUCUCUAUCUUCUUUUUCGAAGCGAGUUUGCUGAUAUAUCAUUUUUCAUUUUGCGGAUGAGGAAGUUUAAUUAAUAUGAGAAGAUAUUAUAGUGAAUUAUUUAUGAGAGAUAGAGCAGCCUGAAUUUGCCAUCUAUCUCCCCCUUCCUCUUCAUCUUCUUGAUACAUAGAAUGCUCUCAGGGGGAGGGGGAGAGAUCUCUCGCAAUAUCUAGUUAGCGC
This is a messenger RNA of Blastomyces dermatitidis ER-3, 2621 nucleotides long. Its product is annotated as flavin-binding monooxygenase. NCBI's taxonomy places the organism in Eukaryota, Fungi, Ascomycota, Eurotiomycetes, Onygenales, Ajellomycetaceae. Gene Ontology annotation, molecular function: NADP binding; N,N-dimethylaniline monooxygenase activity; flavin adenine dinucleotide binding. Bases 579 to 2111 code for a protein of 510 amino acids. The record is from RefSeq and is a predicted model, not a curated record. The transcript is spliced from 2 exons.